UGGAGCCCCCUCUUCAGCUGUUCCAUCUCCUGGAGAUUCCAGGUGUCUGUGCAGCAGCCUCUGUCACCCUGUGACCUGCAGGUACUGGGAGAUCUGUAGGGAGGACACCGGGACAUCCCGGGAGCUGGGAAAUGCUCUAUCGACUCAUUCUACCCAAGACGGUUUGCAAGAGCUCAGCACAAAUAUUUUAUUUCCGGAGAUGAUCCUGGGCAGAUAUCAAAGUUGUGGCCCUGAGAAUAUAAACUUUAUGAAAGACUGGGAAGGUGUGUAUGAGUGUAAGGAGCAGAAAGUAUGUUACAGUGGACUUGACAAAUGUGUAACAGCUACCCAUGACAAAGUUUUCCAAUGUAGUAAAUGUUUAAAUGUCUUCCAACAGUCAUCAAAUAUAAAUCGACAUAAGAUGAUAUGUACCUUAGAGAAAACUUUUAAAUGUAAAAAGUAUGAGAAAGCCUCUAAGCUCUGCUCACAUAUCACAGAACAUAAGAUAACAAAUACUGGAGAAAAACAACACAAAUGCAAAGAAGGUAGCCAAGUCUUCCAAUCUAGCUCAAGACUCCAUGCUGGAGAGAAACUCAACAAGUAUGAAAAUGAUGGCAAAUGUCUUAACCACAGAUCAAUAUAUUGUAACUAUAAGAUUUUGAAUACUGGAGAAAAACCCUACAAAUAUAAGGAAUGUGACAAACUUACCAAGCAGUAUUCAUACAUUUAUGGCCAUAAAAGAAUUCAUUCCAGAGAGAAAUGCUACAAAUGUCAAGACUGUGGCAAAGCCUUUAAACAUUACUCAAGCCUUUCUGUACAUAAAGUACUUCAUUCUGGAGGGAAACCAUACAAAUGUGAAGAAUGUGGCAAAGCCUUUAUCAGGCACUCAGUCCUCUCUACACAUCAAAGAAUUCAUUCCAGAGAGAAACCUUACAAAUAUCAAGAAUGUAGCAAAGCCUUUAACCAGUGCUCAAGCCUUUCUGUACAUCAAAGAAUUCAUUCUAGAGAGAAACCGUACAAAUAUCAAGAAUGCGGUGGAGUCUUUAAUGUUAGUUCAUCCAUUACUAAACAUAAAAGUAUUUACUCUGGAGAGAAACCCUACAAAUGCCAAGAAUGUGGCAAAGCAUUUAAACAAUCCUCACAUCUUUCUGAACAUCAAAGAAUUCACUCUGGAGAGAAACCCUACAAAUGUCAAGAAUGUGAGAAAGCUUUUAAAUGCCACUCACACCUUUCUGUCCCUGUGCCUGUGGAUGUGGUGGUAGCAGGUGAAGAGUUUGUGCUGAUGCCUUUAAAGGCAUAUGGUCAAGAAGAUGGCAUUAACUGCCUGCAGAUGUCCUCAAACUAUGGCCAGCAGGCCAUCGGCAGCCCACGUAGGACAUUUAUCCAGCCCGCCGGGUGUUUUUGCUGCCGCUACCUGUCCUGCUUAGCAGCUGACUCAUCCCAGGGCCCACAGUCUGGCCCUCCAAUGGUCUGA
This is a messenger RNA of Otolemur garnettii (small-eared galago), 1453 nucleotides long. Its product is annotated as zinc finger protein 98-like. Gene Ontology annotation, molecular function: RNA polymerase II cis-regulatory region sequence-specific DNA binding; DNA-binding transcription factor activity, RNA polymerase II-specific. NCBI's taxonomy places the organism in Eukaryota, Metazoa, Chordata, Mammalia, Primates, Galagidae. Gene Ontology annotation, biological process: regulation of transcription by RNA polymerase II. The coding region runs from base 200 to 1453 and encodes 417 amino acids. The transcript has 4 exons. The record is from RefSeq and is a predicted model, not a curated record.